Molecule: messenger RNA, 477 nt
Organism: Setaria italica (foxtail millet)
Lineage: Eukaryota; Viridiplantae; Streptophyta; Magnoliopsida; Poales; Poaceae
Product: serine hydroxymethyltransferase, mitochondrial-like
Exons: 6
Coding region: 1-477 (158 amino acids)
Biological process (GO): L-serine catabolic process; folic acid metabolic process; tetrahydrofolate interconversion
Cellular component (GO): cytoplasm
Molecular function (GO): zinc ion binding; cobalt ion binding; glycine hydroxymethyltransferase activity
Source: RefSeq, a predicted model, not a curated record
AUGGUGGAGACUCGCCGAAGCUCCGCCACCGCGGCCGCUAGGAAGCGCCCAUCCCUGUCGCCAUCCUCCUCAUCCGUGCCUCCCCCGAAGAGGCCCAAGGGGCUGGAGCUUAUCCCGUCGGAGAAUUUCACGUCGGUGUCAGUGAAGCAGGCGGUGGGUUCUGUCAUGACCAACAAGUACAGCGAGGGGUACACCGGCGCAACAUACUACGAUGGGAAUGAAUACAUUGAUAUGGCCGAAUCCUUGGGUUCACCUGCCAACUUUGAGGUAUACACCGCCCUAUUGAAGCCGCAUGAAAGGAUCAUGGCUUUGGAUCUUCCUCACGGUGGGCAUCUUUCUCAUGGUUACCAGGUUAUGUAUGAUUUUGAGGACAAGAUCAACACUGCCGUCUUUCUAGGUCUGCAAGGUGGGCCUCAUAACCAUACCAUUAGUGGCUUGGCUGUUGCACUUAAGCAGGCAACUACCCCAGAGUACUGA